Messenger RNA from Odontomachus brunneus, 799 nucleotides. RefSeq names its product 40S ribosomal protein S7 (gene RpS7). The transcript has 5 exons. Gene Ontology annotation, biological process: rRNA processing; ribosomal small subunit biogenesis; translation. The coding region runs from base 171 to 752 and encodes 193 amino acids. The record is from RefSeq and is a predicted model, not a curated record. NCBI's taxonomy places the organism in Eukaryota, Metazoa, Arthropoda, Insecta, Hymenoptera, Formicidae. Gene Ontology annotation, molecular function: structural constituent of ribosome. Gene Ontology annotation, cellular component: 90S preribosome; cytosolic small ribosomal subunit; ribosome.
AUUUCUAUCUUCAGAAAUGCCAAUCAGAACAGAGUAUUUCCAUCCAGCACGAAACAAGCAUCGUGUGUCGUUGGCUUUAUUUGAGGGACUCUAUCUUUCGUUGCUGGGUCGCACUAUCUGCGUGAAUCCUUCUUAGUAAUUCUUUUCCACGUGGUCAUUGUAUCUGCAAGAUGUUCACGGCAAAUGCGAAGAUAAUUAAAAGCGGCGGGGCCGAGCCCGACCAGUUCGAGUUGGGCAUUUCUAAUGCUCUCUUGGAUUUAGAGAUGAACAGCGACUUGAAGUCGCAACUAAGAGAACUAUAUAUUACUAAAGCACGAGAGAUGGAGACGAAUAACAAGAAGUCCAUCAUUAUAUAUGUGCCCAUGCCAAAAUUAAAAGCCUUCCAAAAGAUCCAGACAAGGCUAGUACGGGAACUGGAGAAAAAGUUCUCUGGUAAACAUGUGAUGUUUGUUGGUGAACGUAAGAUCCUUCCUAAGCCAACAAGGAAGACUCGCACCAAGAACAAGCAGAAGCGUCCUAGAAGCCGAACGUUGACUGCUGUGUAUGAUGCCUUGUUGGAGGAUCUGGUGUAUCCUGUAGAGAUCGUCGGCAAACGCACCAGAGUUAAGCUUGAUGGAUCUCAAGUUAUCAAGGUCCAUCUAGACAGGAAUGAGCAGACGAAUAUUGAACACAAGGUUGAUACAUUUGCUUCAGUAUACAAACAACUGACUGGACGGGAUGUCACAUUCGAGUUUCCUGAAUCUUAUGUAUAAUUUAUAAAAAAAAAAAAAAUAAAAGUGUGAACUUUUCAAGACCGAAA